Molecule: messenger RNA, 2286 nt
Organism: Fopius arisanus
Lineage: Eukaryota; Metazoa; Arthropoda; Insecta; Hymenoptera; Braconidae
Gene: mtDNA-helicase
Product: mitochondrial DNA helicase
Exons: 3
Coding region: 172-2061 (629 amino acids)
Biological process (GO): mitochondrial DNA replication
Cellular component (GO): mitochondrion
Molecular function (GO): ATP binding; 5'-3' DNA helicase activity; single-stranded DNA binding
Source: RefSeq, a predicted model, not a curated record
UGCGGAAAUUGUUGUUAUCGCUUUUUUGAUCAGCUGUUGCUCAAUCCUCGUACUUUCCACGUGGUUCGACACAUGUUUAACUGUUGAUUGUUGUUUACCAAGAAUAAUUGAGAUAAUUACUAUUGCAAUAGUAAUAAUUGACGGGUUACGAUAGUACUUGUUAUGGAUUGAAUGAUGUUGUUAAAACUUGUUCGGAGGUGUUGUGUCACUCAUCAGCGAUAUUUUAAGUGGAAACAUCGAGUUAAAUUUCGAGAUUUUCAUAAUGAAGUGAAUGCCGGGUUGUCUUCUACCUCAUCUGGAAGUAUAAGAACUAUUUUGAGACAGAAUAAUGUUAAUUUCCAAGAAGGACAUGCUUGCAUUGUUAUUAACUGUCCAAUUUGUGGUUAUUGUAAACAAAAUGAUGCAAAGUUGUACAUAAAUAAAACGACAGGUUUGUUCGUUUGUCCAAAAUGCAGACACUCUGGGUCGUGGGAUAUUUUAUCCCACGUAAUUGGACCAAAGAAAUCAGCAAAGCCUGUUGAUAUGAAAACAGUAAAACAAACUCUUCACAUUGAAGACGACUUCACCGAAAAAUGGUUGAAUUUAAUUGAAUCAUGCCAGAAUAUUUCUGAACUAUCCGAGAAUAUUUAUAACGAUUUACUCACGAAUUAUGCCUUUCCAAAAGUGAUGCAAAGUCAGAUGAGCGGACUGCAUUGUUAUUACCAGAAGUCCUCAUCAUCUUUUUAUUUUCCGCUGAUGACGAUUGGAAAUAAAAUUGCUGGAUACAAAUGUUUAUCAAUCAGUUCCACGCUCAAUGAGAAAACCGUGCCAAAUGUCAAUGCCAAUGGUUUGAUUAUCUACAAAGAGAAGAAAGCAAAAAUUGAUGGUGUAGCAGUUGUGGUGCCGUCGGUUGAGGAUUUGUUGGCUCUGGUAGCAGAAAAAUCCGCCAAUACCGUGGUAUGUCUUCCUUAUGGCCUCCAGCACUUGCCCCUGCAAGUUCUACCCAUUCUGGAACCAUUCAAAAAAUUAAUCCUCUGGUUUGAUAAUGACACCACGAGUUGGGACUCAGCGAGACAUUUUGCGAAGAAGUUGAACGAGAAGAGGUGCUUCUUCGUGAGACCAACCAAUCAUCAACCUCGGCCCAAGGUCGCUGCUGUCAGAGGAUACAAUUUGAAGAACAUCAUCCAAGAGGCACAGCCCAUUUGGCACAAGAGUAUCACGACCUUUCACACCUUGAGGGAAGAUAUUUUGAGUGAUCUCCAGAACAUCGAUAAAGUCCAGGGAGUCAAGUGGAACAGGUAUCCAGCAUUGAAUAGAAUUCUGAAAGGCCACAGACGUGGGGAAUUUACGGUUCUAACUGGUCCAACAGGUUCAGGAAAAACAACUUUCAUCAGCGAGUACUCACUGGAUCUUGCGAUGCAAGGUGUCAACACUCUCUGGGGUAGUUUUGAAAUCAGAAAUACGAGAUUAGCGAGAACAAUGCUCCAGCAAAUGGCUGGGGUCUCGCUGGAAGAGAAUCUCCAGAAUUUCAAUACGUAUGCCGAUACCUUUGAGAAGUUGCCGAUAUAUUUUAUGACAUUUCACGGCCAGCAGAGCUUAACAGUUGUGAUGGAGGCAGUGGAACAUGCAACUUAUGUCCACGACAUAGCACACGUUAUCAUCGAUAACGUACAAUUCAUGAUGGGAAUGACCGAGACUUCGAAACAUCUUGAUAGGUACUGGAGGCAGGAUCUCAUCGUUUCAGCGUUUCGUUCUUUCGCUACGAAAAAUAAUUGUCACGUUACUUUAGUUAUUCACCCGAGGAAGGAACGCGUUGAGGAAGAAUUGACAACUGCCUCGAUAUUUGGAGGAGCUAAAGCCAGCCAGGAGGCUGAUAAUAUUCUUAUUAUUCAGGAUAAGAGAUUGACGAGUGUCAGAGGGAAAAAGUAUCUGCAAAUCGCCAAGAAUCGAUAUAGUGGAGACCUGGGGGUCAUGAUGAUGGACUUUGAUAAGGCCAGUCUCAGUUAUCAACAGAAGAGAAAGAGUAAAAGCGAGGAAACCCUGGAGGAAGGAAAGGAAAAGCCAUCGAAGGAGAAUAGAUGACGUAUUUCGUACGUUGUAUCCAAGAUAUUCUACAGAAACUAAAUUUCUUCAUAACUGAAAUGAAUCUGUUAAUAAUUAUUUUAUAUGAUGCUGCCUACACAAUUUUCCUCGGCUAUUUUUUCUACUGAAUUUUAGAUACCUGAAAUUAUUGCAGAAUCAAAGUAAAUGCCGACAAAUUAAGUAAACCUAUGUAAUUUGUUUUUGAUAAUAAACCUGUAAAUUGAA